GAUUAUGAAGUUCUGGAUGCCUUCUUCAUGCCAUUAGAAAACGAUGACUUCAAGGCUUUAUGGGAAGCCAUCGGAUGGCCACUGUCCAUAACAAAACAGGUGGACGUAACGACCGAGUUCCUGGAGGAAGAACAGGAGAAGUUCUGGAAGCUUCACCAGAUAGACGAGCAGACUAUGUUCGAUAAGAUCGACAUGUACAGCGCACAGUGCAUGGCCUUGACGCUGCAGAAUGACUUCGCCAAGGUCCAUGAGAUAGCCAACGACAUUAAGAAGGCGUGGAAAGGGAUGAAGGAUUCUCAGGAAUGGGGCCGUAUCUUAAAUCAGCGUCAGAAGCUGUUCGGGCAGCCCGUGAUACCGUUUACGGAUCUCAACCGCCUGGUGAAGGAGUUCGAACCGUACAGGAACCUUUGGGUCACGGCUUCAGAUUUCCUGAAAGCGCGCGAAGUGUGGUUCGACAACCCGCUGAUGUAUGUAGACGCGGACUCAAUCGAGCCUCUCAUCAACGAAUACUACAAGACGAUCGUCAAGUGCGUGCGCACAUUCGCAGACAUGCCCAAAGUGCAGCAAGUAGCCACCACUAUACGGGAUGACAUCGACGAAUUCAGACCUCUAAUACCUGUCAUUCAAGCGGUCAGAAAUCCGGGUAUGAAGGAGCGACAUUGGAAUGAGUUCAUGGAGAAAGCUGGUAUAACCGUGACGAUGAACGAGAAGCAAACCUUCACGAUGUGUCUGAAGCAAGGCAUGGCUGCCCACGGCGAGCUGAUCGCCGAGAUUGGGGAACUGGCCAGUAAAGAAUAUGUCAUCGAGCAGUCCCUGGACAAGAUGCAGGGCGACUGGGCCAACAAGGCUAUGGAGAUCGCGCCCUACAAGAACACUGGUGAGUGCGAGGCAUGCGAGCUGGCCAGCAAGGAAUACGUCAUCGAGCAGUCCCUGGACAAGAUGCAGGGCGACUGGGCCAACAAGGCCAUGGAGAUCGCGCCCUACAAGAACACUGGUGAGUGUGUCUCCAGCGAGGCAUGCGAACUGGCCAGCAAGGAAUACGUCAUCGAGCAGUCCCUGGACAAGAUGCAGGGCGACUGGGCUAACAAGGCCAUGGAGAUCGCGCCCUACAAGAACACUGGUGAGUGUGUCUCCAGCGAGGCAUGCGAGCUGGCCAGCAAGGAAUAUGUCAUCGAGCAGUCCCUGGACAAGAUGCAGGGUGACUGGGCUAACAAGGCUAUGGAGAUCGCGCCCUAUAAGAACACUGGUGAGUGCGAGGCAUGCGAGCUGGCCAGCAAUGAAUACGUCAUCGAGCAGUCUCUGGACAAGAUGCAGGGCGACUGGGCCAACAAGGCCAUGGAGAUCGCGCCCUACAAGAACACUGGUACAUUCAUAAUGAAGAUAGCAGACGAGACACUCCAGCUAUUAGACGAGCAUCUUCUGGCCACGCAGCAGCUUGGCUUCAGUCCCUUCAAGGCAGCCUUCGAACUGCGCAUCACAGAGUGGGACGAAAAACUACGUUUGACGCAAAAAGUCGUGGACGAGUGGAUCGAGUGCCAGAAGGAAUGGAUGUACCUGGAGCCUAUUUUCACGUCAGAAGACAUCUCACGCCAACUGCCACUUGAAGCCAAGAAAUACGGCACCAUGGAGAGGAUAUGGCGACGGAUAAUGGGCACUGCUGCUGCUUGCCCUAAGUUAAUGUUGAUCUGCCCGGACAGCCGGCUUCUAGACAGUUUGGUUGAAGCGCGACAUCUGCUGGCAGUGGUAGCGAGAGGAUUGGCGGAGUACAUGGAAUUAAAACGGCUGCGUUUCCCUCGUUUCUUCUUCCUGAGCGACGACGAGCUGCUCGAAAUACUGUCUCAGUCGCGCAACCCGCGCGCGGUGCAGCCGCAUCUUAGGAAGUGCUUCGAGAAUAUUGCCAAG
Ostrinia furnacalis (Asian corn borer) is the source of this 1902-nucleotide messenger RNA. RefSeq names its product dynein heavy chain 1, axonemal-like. The record is from RefSeq and is a predicted model, not a curated record. The annotation marks the transcript as partial. Gene Ontology annotation, molecular function: dynein light intermediate chain binding; dynein intermediate chain binding. Gene Ontology annotation, cellular component: dynein complex. Gene Ontology annotation, biological process: microtubule-based movement; regulation of DNA-templated transcription. The transcript has 14 exons. NCBI's taxonomy places the organism in Eukaryota, Metazoa, Arthropoda, Insecta, Lepidoptera, Crambidae.